AUGGCAGAGCCGAACGGCAAUACCAGUAUUGCGGCGCGCAUCGCCGCUUUGAAAUUGGACCAAGUAGGUCGUCAAUCCAAUGGCAAAGCAGGACCUCCCAACAUACCAAAAAAGAGACCGGAUCUUCCAUCAAGAACACAGACGACCAAUGUGCCCCCUCUUGGUGCUCAUGCAUCUGCGGCCGAUGCAGGUCAUGAUAUCGGGAAUCAGCCAUCGACAGGUAGCAUGAAUGGUGUGGUUCAGCGCACGCCGCCAGUGAUGCCUGCUAGAAGUGCUGCUCCAAAACUGCCACCGAGACAACCAUCCGGGCCAGUACCACAAUUACCAUCUAGGAGACCUUCAGAGACGCCAUCAAAUCUGUCUGCAAGACCAGAUAUCAACAGGAAACAGUCUAGCGAAUCUGUAGUGUCGACCAGGUCUUCUACCUUAACAGCAUCUAAUCGGGCUGGUCUAAGCUCGGCUACCAGUAAUUCUGGAGCACUCUUUGCAAUCCGAGCACCUUCGUUUGAUGCGGCAGCAUUGCCUCCUUUGCCUCCUAAGCGAGCGCCUAGCCUGCCAGAGCGUGGCCCUGUUCUGCAGCAGACCAAGUCUUCGCCUAAUGUAUUGCCUGCUCUACAAGAGCCAGCAAGACCGCAAUUGCCCUCCAGGCCACCAAUACCUACUAGGACCCCAUCUUCUUCUCCAAGCGUGACGGAUCAAGGCACCACUAAACCGACCGCUCCUAAGAGAUCUGCGUUAACGAUGGGCUUUAACACUGUCCCUAAGGCACCUUGUGUACCUGUUGCGCGACCCGAGUCUGCCGCACCACCACCAGUUCCUGCUUCAUCUAGGCCUGAUCUUUCGAAGCUACUAGCCUCAAAACCGAAUACUAGUGCUAGUGGAACCACUAAUGGGGCCACAGCUGCAGUAUCGGCAGCAUCAACAUCAAACCAAGGAUCUUGCUUAAAGUGUCGAGACUUCUCCGUCGUUGACGCUCACGCUACACGCUUCCCAAGACAGUCAAUCCCAUCACAAGAUCUAGGAUGGCUUGCUCAAUCGCUCACAUCACCUUUCCCGUCACCGACUGAUAAAGCUCGAGCUAUCUUUGUCUGGUUGCAUCACAACAUUGACUACAAUACUCACGCGCUGUAUACCAACACUGUCAAAGGUUCAACUCCGGCGUCAACACUGGCCACCGGUCUUGCCGUUUGCGAAGGAUAUGCUGGUCUGUUUACUGCACUUGCCUCCAAGGCUGGAUUGGAGAGUAUGGUUGUUGGUGGCCAUGGAAAAGGCCUUGGUUUCGAGGCCGUCACCGCUGGAGCUCCGUUACCUCCCGAAAGCGCAACUGGCCAUGCCUGGAAUGUGGUCAAGAUUGACAAUGGUCAAUGGAAGCUGAUCGAUCCGUGUUGGGGCGCAGGUCACUCUGGAGGAUGGGGUCAACCAUAUGAACGAGCCUUCCAUCCUAUACAUUUCGUUGGCAGCAAUGAGGAGUUUGGACGCAGCCAUUUCCCGAGCGAUAAGAACCGGUUCUACAGGAGCGAUGGCAGACAUACGAUCACAUGGGCAGAGUACCUGUUGGGUGAUACGAAUGGUCAAGAUGCGGUGCAGACCUUCGGAAACAUGACAACAGAUGAAGGCAUCGAUGACCAUUCUGUCUCACCCAGGGUCAAGCAGAUCUCUGUCAACGAUCCACAGCCCUACAUACGCUUCCAGUUCAACAAGGUGUGCCAGCACUGGAACAACGAGCGGAACGGAAAGGGAAAACACUAUUUGUACCUGAUUAUGUUGCCAGAGGGCAAUGGCAGACCGCCGCGUGAGAUUCCUCUGCAGACCAACGGGUAUUUCUGGUGGGUCGAUAUACGGCCUAGCGAGCUCGGACAGCCUGGCCAGGAGAUCAAGUUGGGUACGGUGACGAACUGGAAGGGUCGUGAUGGCAGAGGAAUGGUUGAGAGCGAUUACAACAAGGAGGGCGGGUUCUCGGGUGCAUAUGCGUUUGCUGCCAGAUGGGAGCUUGUUUGA
Messenger RNA from Aureobasidium uvarum, 1998 nucleotides. The record is from the annotation of a GenBank genome assembly. NCBI's taxonomy places the organism in Eukaryota, Fungi, Ascomycota, Dothideomycetes, Dothideales, Saccotheciaceae.